CGUCCAGAGAAAGUUGCAAACUACGGGAUUUGACCCGCGGACCUUCGGGCCAACCACAAGUGGAAGGCACGUGGCAGUUGUAUCGAACUGCACUCUAGCCAGCUGAGCUAGCCGAGCGCAGAAAGAUCACAAAACCCAGAGUAGCACUAAUCCGUAGAGGCGCUUGAACUUGAAGUUGUGGGCGCUUUCACGUUUUGCUUUAUUCGCAUGCACCGAGGCAGGACGCAAAGGGAAGGAAGGAGCACCUCCGAUUCUGCCAAACAUUCGGUCUAGAAACCUCCUUUCAUUUAGUCUACUGCUUCAGUCCCCCUGCUUCGCCUGAUCCGCCACCGUUGUAGCUCAUACAUUGCUCCUGAGCUAUGGAGGGUGUGUGGUCCAACGUCACCCUGGAAGAGCUGGUGGAUAAUCUGCAAGAGGUGGACUGGACCACGCGGCCACGGCCCCUCAAUGAGUUCUUUUCCAAGUUUUCCACUCCGCGCAACCUCCAGGGCAAGCUGACCAGCAGGCUCAAGUGCAAUGCAUACUACUACCGCACCAACUACUUCCUCCUCGUCCUGCUCACGCUGGCGCUGGCGUUUGCCCGCAACCCCGCAGCGCUCAUCGCCGUCGCCGUGGCGGGCUUCAGCGCCAUGUGCCUCAAUGACAGUUUCGCCCUCAGUUUGGAUACCAACUUGAUGCGGGCCAUCCGACGAAUCCACCCCCCCACGGCAGCACGGCUACGAGGAGUCUCUGUGCACGCCGGCCCGCGCACCAAGCCCGGGAGCAGCCGCAGCCGGGGCGUGAUCCUGAUCUGUGGGCAGGACCGGCGCGCAGUCGUCGCCGUGCUAUUCACCUUUAGUGCGGUGCUCUGGUGGCUGACGUCAGCGAUCGUCACCGUGUUUGGGGCGCUGGCCGCCAGCAUAGUCAUGGUGCUGGCACACGCGUCAUUCCGGACGCCAAACUUAAAAGCUCGCCUCAACUCGUUUAGAGAAGAGUUCCGAAAAGUGUGGAGCGAGUACAGUGAGGCCUGAUGACGAACGCACACGGUAUGUCCCCAAGUGUUAUGAUUAAUGUACUUAAACCUCUAUGUAAGUCAUUGUCAGCUGAAGUGGCCAAUGAAGCAUUCAAAUGUCUCCUUUCAACUUCGAGUCCCUAUAAACAUCCAAAUUACUGAUUCUGAAACGCUUGAACGGAAGCUAGAGCUGUAGUACUAAAACAUGCAAGCCUUGGAGCUGCAACUUUGAGCACCGCGGCGGCACGAUUACUGCUUAUAGCUGUAUGCCUGAUCAUUCUACAGUUGUAGCUCGUUAAGUUGCAAGGCUAUUGGACGUCUGUGUAUAUAGUAGACCGACGGCCGGCAUGUGCCAGGUGAUUUGCAGCUAGGC
Messenger RNA from Klebsormidium nitens, 1364 nucleotides. The record is from the annotation of a GenBank genome assembly. Lineage: Eukaryota; Viridiplantae; Streptophyta; Klebsormidiophyceae; Klebsormidiales; Klebsormidiaceae.